Leptosia nina is the source of this 417-nucleotide messenger RNA. NCBI's taxonomy places the organism in Eukaryota, Metazoa, Arthropoda, Insecta, Lepidoptera, Pieridae. The record is from the annotation of a GenBank genome assembly.
AUGGCUUGGGGACUACCGAAGCUGCCUGGGUUGACAUUCGCUGACCCUACAAAGACUCAAUAUCACAUUCGGAGUUCGCUUCGUUACUAUCAGGGGCACCGAUUUCCGGACACCUUGAUUCGAGGACCUGGGGGGACAGACACUGAUGUGGACAGCAACGCGUUUGCUUUACCAGAGGACUCAGUAAACUACGAUCCAUCAUUGACAUACGGCCGAGUGAAACAAGCCGCUUUACCAGCCGUGGUCCCACACUGGGUUCAUUACGACAAACGUUGUCUCAACUUUACGGCGUUCUUCAAGCAACCUGUUUACGACAAUCCAGACGAACACUACAGAGUUCGCGUCGUCAACAUCGUCUAUUUUCUCGAAGAUGACACUCUCACUAUUAUGGAGCCGAGAGUUAAGGUAUUAGCAUGA